AUGAAAUUGAAGAAUUCUAUCAACUUCUUCAGUCUGAAACUAGUCAAACAUCUACCACCGCGGGUCGGCGCUCCUAGGAAACCUGAAUGCCAGCGGAUCCCACCCUUCCCCGACCACGCCUUCCCGACCUGGGUUAAGGGGCUCUUCGCUCCUCCCUACGUUCUCUUCUCUGAAGCUGUGAGCUUACGUUCUCGGCGCGUGACGCAGCACGCUUUGCAGAAGGACAAGAAGGCUAAAAGGUCAACCUGGAAGUUUAAUUUGGACCUUACUCAUCCAGUAGAAGAUGGAAUUUUUGAUUCCGGGAAUUUUGAACAAUUUCUACGAGAGAAGGUUAAAGUCAAUGGAAAAACUGGAAAUCUUGGAAAUGUUGUUCACAUUGAACGUUUCAAGAAUAAAAUUACAGUUGUUUCUGAGAAACAGUUCUCUAAAAGGUAUUUGAAAUACCUUACCAAGAAAUACCUUAAGAAGAACAACCUUCGUGAUUGGCUUCGUGUGGUUGCAUCUGACAAGGAGACUUAUGAGCUUCGUUAUUUCCAGAUUAGUCAAGAUGAAGAUGGCUCUGAGUCUGAGGACUAGGUGGAGCCUUAUAGGGCUUUGCUUGCUAAUAAAACAGUGAAGCAUACUGAGAAACACCUAGGAAUGGACUUGUAAUUUAUUGGUGAAUAAAAACAUUGUACUC
Molecule: messenger RNA, 679 nt
Organism: Chrysochloris asiatica (Cape golden mole)
Lineage: Eukaryota; Metazoa; Chordata; Mammalia; Afrosoricida; Chrysochloridae
Gene: RPL22L1
Product: ribosomal protein L22-like 1
Exons: 5
Coding region: 1-576 (191 amino acids)
Biological process (GO): cytoplasmic translation
Cellular component (GO): ribosome
Molecular function (GO): structural constituent of ribosome; RNA binding
Source: RefSeq, a predicted model, not a curated record